This is a messenger RNA of Drosophila ficusphila, 10018 nucleotides long. Its product is annotated as neurobeachin-like protein 1. Gene Ontology annotation, cellular component: membrane; cytosol. The transcript has 27 exons. Gene Ontology annotation, biological process: intracellular protein localization. The coding region runs from base 312 to 8579 and encodes 2755 amino acids. The record is from RefSeq and is a predicted model, not a curated record. Lineage: Eukaryota; Metazoa; Arthropoda; Insecta; Diptera; Drosophilidae. Gene Ontology annotation, molecular function: protein kinase binding.
UCAGCUGUUGCAGUUUUCACCUGUGCCCAGCAAUGUGAAAAUUUACCCGAAAAGUUCUUGUAAAUGUGCUUAAAACAUAAUCACGGCUUAUUAAUUCAAUUUACGCAACAACCUUAACUAUAUUGACACGCGAUUCCACAAAGAAACGCGGAAAAAAACGCCGAAAUAGAGUAAAAACUGGGCUGUGUAUCUCCGACUCUCAUCGUCGGCAAAAAAUUUUUUUUGUAAACAAAUAAUUUGCCGAGGGGAAAAACUCAAUUAGUAGUUAACAAAUGCCGUUCAGCUGAGCUAAUUGCAGGGAAAACACGACGAUGGACAAUAAGAAGGAUAUAUAUAACCUGUGGGUGCAGUACACGACAAAGAACGAUGAAACCCAUUUCCGGCAAUUUGUGGCCCGUUUUGUGGCCAUUUGGAGGAGCCAGUUGCAGCUGGACUUCAAGGCAGAGGACUGCCCAAUGUGGAAUGAAGUUCAACCGGAUAGUGGCCCCCAUUUGGGUCGCCUGCCGGAUGAACUACUGCCCGCCAUCGGCAAGUUCAUUAUUGUGGCCAGAGAUUCUUGUGAAACGGAAGGAAAGUUGGAGGAUGAGGCCAUCGAAGAGGUAGCCAUACUCGUCGACUGUCUGGUGAUUGUGUGCCGACACUUUGAUAACAUCCUGGCCAUCAUUAAGUACGAGUACAAGCCAAAUCUGAUCGCCAUACUCUCAAGGGUGUUUAAGCAACAAAUGGAGCUUCCUCAAGCUGUGCCGGCUAUAAGCCAUCUGUUUAGCAGCUUCUCUGCUUUCCUGGAGGUCAUGUACGAUCCGUAUCUUACGUGGAGAAGCUUUGUACGAGGCCAGUCGGCAGAUUAUAGUCGUCUUUCCUAUAAGCCCCACUCGGUUCAUGUAGAAAUUGUACCCUUUAUAUAUGAUUGCUUUCAGGAGGAGAAACUCAUCCGAUAUGCGGAAAUAGGCGAAAGUCUGCUGAACAUCCUGGGUGCUGUGAUUUGCGGCUCGCAGCUGCAAAUGAAAGUGCAGAAGUCUCUAAACUCGACAUCGACCCUGACAAAUAGAAAUACUAACGCUCUAACCACUUCUUCACUUGCCCCCUGCUCGGGUGAUGGGCUGCUAGACUGUGAUAACUUGCGCAAUGGCAUGAAGGCCAUUUGCCCAGCCACGGUGUCCAUCACCAUGAGCAUCCUGCGGCAGUGGGAGAGUGCCAACGAUCUGCGUCGCGUUGCCCUGCAAUGCUAUGCCCUCAUGGUAAUUGUGCUGCAAAAAUCUAGUCCUGAAGAACGCCAAAUAGACCUAGUUACGUUAGUUCAACUCUAUUGUGAUGCUCUGCAAGAGCUGCUGGCCACCAAACACUUUGAGAGCGGGGAUGCCAACUUCGAUAUAGCCAGCGAUGCUGACCAGGAUGUGGCUAUCGACAUGGCUGCUCUUUCCUCCACUGUGGCGGCUGUGAAAUUAUUUGUGGCUGGCGAUGCCGGUGUUAGUGAAGCAAUAACUGAUUCCAAUCUACUGGAACUACUCACCAAUCUGCCAAAGGUUAUUAAGCCCUGGAACAUCAGCCACUCGAGCUCCCUGUGCAGCUCCAUGGAGGCUUUGGCCACUUUAACGCGCCACUCUCCGCAAUUCGCUGCCCAGUUGCGUCAGGGAGAGCGUAUUGAGAGGCUCUUCUGCAGUUUGCAAGAGUUCGGAAAUCCAACAGAGACUUUGCUGGACACUUGCUUCUUGCUGGGAUACGAUGAAAGUGGACACUUGUUGCUGCUACCAGAGGUAAUGCUGCAGUUGCUCAAUUGGGUGCCAACGCUUCAGGAGCAGGAACAGCUUCAUGUGACUAAUCUAGUGCUCAAGGGCUGCACCGACAACUAUGGAACAAAAUCUGUGGCGUGUGGUAGUCAAAUUAUCAAGGCUGUAUGUGGAUGUCUUCUGAAAGCGGAAUCUCUGGCCGAGAACUGUGUCCAGAAUCUCAUCAAGCUGAUAGAGGAACUAAGCAAGCUCAGUAUAGUGCCUGCGGAGCUGAAGUGCAUCUUCGCGCUUUUGCGACAGGGAACUAAAUUUCCACAGCACAAGCAACUGCAGCAGACUCUUGUGGUUAUCGCUCUGCAGAGCUUAAGGGGCAGCAACUCUUGCGCACAGUACUUUUCCAUUGAGCAGCCCACGGAUGGGAUACUCGUGCCAGACAUUCGAAACUGGACAAUUUCCGGCUCGUACGGUUUCAUCUUCCACAUCCUAGUGCGCUUUAAUCAGCUGAAGGAUCAGUCUACCAGUCGUCGCAUGCUGCUCACUCUGCAAACAGUCAGUGGCAGUGGAUUCGAGGUCUUUGUCCAGCCAAAUGGAAAUGUUGUGGUGGCUGCUUUGACGAGGCGGGAGUAUCUCACAUCAUCCACAGCCACCAAGACGCUGAUGGACGGCCAGUGGCAUUACUUAACAGUGGCCAUCACUCCUCCAAAGCGGCCAUUUUCCUACAGUCAAAUCAACAUCUAUGUGGAUUUUGUUCAGAAACUCAGUGCCACACUAAAAGUUCAGGCAGUUAAUGAACCUUUUACGGUGUGCUCGAUUGGAGCUGUGGUUGCGCCACCACAACAAAGCGAGGUGGCCAGGACUGGAAUUAUGCCCCGGUCCUCAUCCCAGGAAAGCGGAUCCAGUGGCUACAGGGGAAUGCUGCCCAGUCUCCUGGAACGUACUCUCUCCGCAAACGUAUCCAACUACUUCACCCUGCCCAUGCGCACUCAGACUGCGUUCGAUCCUAACGUUAAGAACUUUCCCAUCGGAAUGCAGGAUACUGUUUUUGGAGAGCAAACAUGUCUGAAUGGUCAUCUGGGCGGAGUGCUGCUAGCGGAUCCCACCACCAGUUUAAAGACCAUCUUCGAUGCGGGCGCAAAUUUCAGUUCGAUCUUCUCGCAAGACAAUGACCUCCUAGAACUCAACUCUCGCUUCGUUUUCUGCUACGCCCCAGGAGCUGUGUGGCAUGGAACUUGCCAGGAUCUCAUUCCAGGCGGGAAGUUUCCGGGAAGAAUAAAUGCUCAACACUGCAAGAUAGUGAAGAUCCAGGAGACAAUCAACAGUAUAGGAGGCAUCAGCGCUAUUCUGCCCAUUCUGCAUAGAUUGGUGACUUCGGAUCACACAGCAGACUUAUCGAUUGGCAGCGUCAGCGAGGAAUCCUUGUCCUGCGCUCCGACGCCCUCGGCUGAGGAGUUCACCGACUGGGAGAUGUUAUCCUCGAAUUCGUACACCGAGUGGAAGAUGCUGCAGCACCCGUUGGCCAGCUUCCUCUGUUUGUUGCGCUACCUUACCCACGAACACGAGACGAACCAGGAGCAGCUGCUGAGUAGCGAAUGUCUGGCCAUUGUGGGCACAAUGCUCCAACGCUGUCCGCCGGCUCUGUUCGAUGUGAAUGCCCUAAUGGCCACCCAUCUGCUGAUGGAGUCCUUGCAAGGACACAAGGCAGAGGCAGGCGGGCAGCUGCUGGAUGCAUUGUACGCUCACAUUGUGUUCGAUUUCGCCAUCUGGUCGAGGCUUCAGUUCCAAAUCACCUUGGGACAUGCCCAGUACCUGAGUGCCAUGAUCAAGAACGAUAGAAAGUUCUUCCGCAAAAGGUAUGGCGUCCAGUUUGUCCUGGAUGUCGUGCGCCAGUACUACUCCACGCCGGACAGCAUCAGCGACGAUGACGCCAAGACAAUUCGGGCCACGCUGUUCGGCAUUAUUAAAUUUUACCUCCAAAAAGAAGUGAACAUCAAGGAAGUGAACUCAAUGAUUGCUUUUCUGGCUUCUGUAAGACAGGAUGUGGUACUUGUGGAGUUCCUGGAGAUGAUGACGUUCUAUAUCCGCGGCAAGAACUGCAAGGACCAGAUGGUCCUUCUUCUGCACGAGCCCCAGUCGGCCAAUCUCAUCUACAACUUCUUCGUGGACAAAAGCUAUACUAAUGAGAUUCAAGAGGCAGCUAUAAGGUUUAUCAGUGGAUUGUUGGCCACAUCGCGGGUGCAUCAGAAAUACAAACAAGUGCUUAGAUUGUAUGAUCAGGCCAGUGAGCAGAGCAUGUUCCCCGGGUUCUUCUCCUUCAUCACACCAUUGUCCCUGAGCUCUACGAUCCUGUUCCAUUUGGUGGAUGAAAUGCUGGGGCUGCAGCCAGACUACGCUGGUCUUAUUUUCCUGGUCUAUCAUGUGAGCAGCUGUGAUCUUCCCGUGAAAUUGGAGAUCGCCAAACGACUGCUGCAGACCACCUUCGUCAAGCAGAACUCUACAGUCGCAAUGGCCAAGCAAACUGGAUGGCAAGAGUCCAUUGCCAGGUUGCUAAUUCGCAAGCCCAUCACUAGUUCGCCGCCAGACGAAGAGAAACGACGCAGUUUUGGCAUCAACUUGGAUGUUCUGUUGGAGGAUAACUCCAGCUUCUUGGCCCAAGCAGAUCUUAUUACUUUUUCGGAGCAGGAGAUUGGCUUGGCCCAAUUGCAGCAGCAACAGCAGGAAGAGUUGAGCGACAGCGGACUGAUACUUAAUGAAAUACAGGCCAGCGUUUCAGAGGCAGCCACUGUUAUUGAAAGUGAAAUUAAGGAACUGGCUGAGUCUGUUUCCGGAGCUGUCGUGGAGAAUGCCAGCAGCUUGUUCUCGGUCAUUCGGCAGACCACACAUGAUCUGCAGGAUACAUUCGAGUCGUUGACCUUGGGCAGCUCAUCGGACACAGCCGAUGGCUCACAUACUCCCUCGAUUCAGCGGGAGGAAUCUCUAAGCUCCGACAGCUCUACGCAAUCGCCGCACGGACCUCCAAAGAAAAGUGACUCCCUGGAGAGCACCUCUGCCUUCGACUUUGUGGCCGAUGGCGAUGUGGACACCGAGGAGCAGUUGGUUUAUCUAGUCUCAAAUACGCUCUUUAAUAUAUUCUGGCGUGGAAUACCCAACGAUCAUCCGCAGUGCUGGCAAGAACGUGGCCAAGUGCUGGGCUGCAUUAACUUGUUGGCUCUGAACAAUGAGCUGAUUACCUCGCAUCUCUCGCUGCGCCUUCGCAUACUUGAGAUGGCUGUGCAGGCUUCUCUUUUUGAUCUGUCGGAGCAUGGAAGUCAGACGCUGGUGAACCAGGAGAACGCCUCGCAUAUCCUGCGCAUGGUGUACGAGCUGGUGGUUCUAGGAUCCAACGAAGACGAAUCAAAGAAGUGUUCCACCAAACUGCUGGACGGUGUGCUAGCUUUGCUUGAUGCCCUGAUGAUCUUUCAACAGGGAUCUUCGGACGAUUGGUCCGACAUGAUUCGAUUGUGCUUAGGGCUGCUGCUAAAGUGCUCACACCAUCCGAAUCCUGGAAUUGUGGCCAUGGCGACUGCAAAACUGCAUGCUAUACUCCAAAGUCGUUCUACUGAAGAUCCAGCUGAGCUAUCUUAUCUCCUCUAUAGCAUAAAUAGGGCUCUGGAUAAUGCUAUCGAAGUUGGCAAUCCCGAGGAGUACUCAUUUCUGAUGCCUGUAAUGAAAGCCCUGCUGGAGAAAUGUCGCUUCGCCUUCAACUUGGAGUCCACUCUCCCAGAUCUUCCUUCAACGUCAUCGGGUCCUGUCUUCUUUAAUGAUUUCCAAAUGUAUAGCACCAGCAAGAAGUGGAGAAACUUUAUUGAUCGCAUGGUGAAGCCGAUGUACGAUCGCUACCAGCGCGACAUCGAGCUGCAUCUGUGGGAGCCCAUCAACCGAUUCUGGGCGGAGUGCUACGAGGCCUGCAAGGCGGCCUCCAAGCAGAGGGCCACCAACCAGGCGGAGAACAGACGGCUCUUCCAGCAGAAGAUCUACAUGCCGUGGAAGGUGCGCCAGGUGGAGGAGAUGCAGCGACUCCAGUCGGCUGCACUGCAUCACAAGACGGUCGACAGUCACAUACGGAAGCGGUGGAAGACCGCCAAGCGUUUCCUGUACGGUCCCCGCGGUCCUUGGUACACAGGUGAUUUGGGUGAAGAGUUCUGGAAGUUAUCGCCACACGAGAACGUGGCCCGGAUGCGUCUGAAGUUGGAGCCUCAAUUAUACCCAAAUAAGCACGAGAAUGCCGCCAAUCUGCGUGACAAUGCGACCAGUGCUUAUGACACCAAGGAAAUCUCCGAAUUUGACUCCACCAUCAAGAAUGCCGUGGUGCGUGAUUUCCUGGCCGACGACGAGAGCUCCCAGCUGGAGGAGGAGCUGCGCCAGCUGAUCGACACGCAGGCGCAACAGGAUGUGGCGCUGGAGAAGCUGGUGAUGUCGCAGGACUGCGAGCUGAUCACCCUGAUGACCAAGGUGAAGGGACGCAUCGAGGUCAACCAGAGCAUGUUCACCUUCGUGGACUUGAGUCCGCCAACGGAGGAUGGCUCCAAGCACGACUUCCGCUUCUCCACCAACAAGAUACGCGAGGUGCAUCUGAGGAAGUACAACCUGCGCCGGAGUGCUCUGGAGAUCUUCCUGGUGGAUCAGACCAGUUACUUCCUCAAUUUCACAACCAAGACUCGCAAUAAAGUCUUUACCAAAAUUGUGGGUCUGCCGCUUCCGAAUAUUCUUUACGGCUCUGGAAGAUCUCCGGCUGAGCUGCUGAGAGCCUCGGGUCUUACCCAGAGGUGGAUCAAUCGUGAGAUUUCCAAUUUCGAGUACCUGAUGUACCUAAACACUAUCGCGGGUCGAUCCUACAACGAUCUAAGCCAAUAUCCCGUCUUCCCCUGGAUCCUAGCCGACUACACCAGUGAUGUACUGGAUCUUACGGAUCCCAAAUCAUUCCGUGACUUGUCCAAGCCCAUUGGAUGUAUAAACCCCAAAAACGAGGCGGAGGUGCGCAGCAAGUACGAUUCGUUCGAGGAUCCCUCUGGUGCCAUACCCAAGUUCCACUACGGAACCCAUUACUCCAACUCGGCCGGCGUGCUCCACUAUUUGCUCCGCGUGGAACCGUUCACCUCGCUGCACAUCGAACUGCAGAGCGGUCGCUUCGAUGUGGCCGACCGGCAAUUCCACUCGAUACCUCAGACUUGGAAGCUGCUGAUGGACAAUCCCAACGAUGUCAAGGAGCUGAUACCCGAGUUCUUUUACUUUCCAGAGUUCCUUAAAAACAUGAACAAAUUUGACUUGGGUCACCUGCAGAUAACCAAAGAAAAGGUGGACGAUGUCAUAUUACCCGCUUGGGCCACCACGCCGGAGGAGUUCAUAGCCAUUCACCGGAGGGCCUUGGAGUCGGAGUACGUGAGCCAGCACCUGCACCACUGGAUCGAUCUGAUCUUCGGCUACAAGCAAAAGGGACCCAAGGCUGCCGAGGCUCUGAACGUGUUCUACUAUUGCUCCUAUGAGGGCGCCGUGGAUCUGGACAAGAUCACCAAUCCUGUGGAACGGGAGGCGGUUGAAGGAAUGAUCAACAACUUUGGGCAAGUGCCCUCGCAAUUGCUGCGUGAGCCACAUCCUCGUCGUCUCACCCAGGAUGAAACGGCUCUGAAGUUGGUGCGCGCCGAGCUGAGGAGACCGGACCUCACCCAGUUCCUGGACAAGGUGGUGCAGUACUACUGCGAGCUGUCCACGCCCAAGGAUCCCAUCGUGUACCUGAGUCCGCCGCGGAGUCCGCCGAGAUCCUUCCUCCAGCUGAGUCCCGAUGUUCUAGUCAGUGUGUCCAAGUCCACGAUACUGGGCUGCAAUUCGUGGCUUUCGUUUGACAAGGAUCAGGGAUUCCUGCUGGAAAUCGAUGCCACCACAGCCAAUCUAAAGAACCGCAAGCGAGUCUUUGGACCCUUCCACUCCUCGCAGCCGCCACACUCACAACUCUUUGCCGUGAGCACGGAUGGCAAGCUGCUCUAUGCCGGCGGCAUCUGGGAUAACUCCCUCAGGGUGUACAAUCUGAACAAGGGCAAGGCAGUGGCCUCGGUCACCCGGCAUUUGGAUAUUAUAACUUGCAUUGCCUUGGACAAUUGUGGCUCGUACUUGGUCACCGGAUCACGGGACUGCACCUGCAUCGUGUGGAGCAUCCAGGCGAACCAACAGGGUGGAGGCGGCUCCACCAGCAACAUUCCAGUUCAUGCGCUGACUGGUCAGUCGCACCUGCAGGCGAUCACCCAACUGAACACCCAGAAUAGCUACUCGCCCAAGCCGUUGACGGUGCUCUAUGGCCACGAUGAUGCGAUCUCCAGUGUGGCCAUCUACACGGAGCUGGAUCUGGUGGUCUCCGGAUCGCUGGAUGGAACUGUCAAUGUGUAUACCCUGCAAGAAGGUCAAUUUGUGAGAACACUCAAGCCCAUUGGAUGCACUGAAUCCUGCGUACAAAUCUCUUUUGUAACCCUUUCCUAUCAUGGUCACAUCGCCUUCAGUGCCCUGGACGACACCUCGCACUCGGUGCACGUGUACAGCAUCAACGGCUGCAGUCUCGGCUCCAAGUACGUUUCUGGCCGGGUCACUGGACUGGCCAGUGCCUCCGACUACCUGGUGGUGGCCGACGAUGCCGGAGACAUCACAAUGAGCAGACUUCACGGGUUAAAACCCGUCUUCGACAUUCCGCUGCACGUGCCCAUCCAGACGGUGGUGGUGACCCCGGGCAACACGCACAUCCUGGCGCCUCUGAGGGAUGGACGACUGGCGGUGAUCGCCGUGCAACUGCCCUCCGGCGGCAACAAGAAGCAUUCCGUGCUCAAUGUUUAAGAAGAACAGAACAGGAGCUGAGCUGGACAUUGGACCUCCUGAGAUCCCGAAUUUUACUAUCUGCCUAGCAUUAGUGGUUUCACCUUUUCGUUUCGUUUCGUAUCGAUUCUUUUCUCUCGCUUUUAGCCCACUCUAGAAUUAGUUAGUGUCUCGUGAUUUGUCAUGAUUUAUUUUCGGUCGUUUCCCAUGCUACGUGACGUGCCAAAAGCAAAGCCUUUGACCAACGAACAAUUCCCAGAAAGUUGACAAAUGUGUCUAAAGAUAUUCAGCAAAGCCGAUUGAUUGCAUUCGCGGUAUUUCCAUGCCGACCACGCCAAUCAGUAUUUCCCAGUCCCAGUCGGACGACGUGCGUGCCCGCCACCUGUCGCAGUGGCCGAUCCUCCCCAGAAAUGAUCGAUGGCCCACACUUCGUCGCUUGACGAAAAUGUUAAUAAAUCAUCAAUCAUGCGCGACGCGGUGGCGGUGGGGAUUUAUCUCCCCGGCAAAUGGGACGAAGAAGACGCAGAUGGAGCGAGGUUGUGGUGGUGGUGGUGGAAACUGGUUGUCGACGCACUUGGCAACUACUUCGCUCUGAAUCACGAGCGACUUUCAAAUUGGCCCAUAAGAAACAAAAAAAAAUCAAAGCUGAAAAAGAACCAAAAAAAAAAAAAAAGCCGCCCGGCAACAGCGGCAAGGCGCUUUAAAAGCGGCAACCGAUCGCACCGAUCGACGGACGGCAUCCAGCUGCUCGGGUGCUCAAGAGAAACACUUUCGGUGCGCCCCCUUUUCGCCUGCGGACACCAGACCAAUCCCAUCCAAAACCAAAACCAAAAAUAGAGCCCAGAGAUCUUCGUCCCAUCAAGUAGGCACACUCGAAUCACAUGGUAUCCAAUCACUGACAGAGCAUUUCCAAUUGAAAGUAUUAUCACCUCACGAUUACAGUCCGUCCACAAUACAGAGAUCCGCACACAAAAAGACAAUACCAGUGCCCCCCAAGGCAAGAGAUACCCAAAUGAAUCCGGAUUGUGAUUCUAUUCCGGUGCCCAUUCCAUUCCCCCCAAAAAACUUCUGCCUUUGAUCUAACUCGUCAGGCUCUAGAAUUUGAAUUUCCAAAGACAAGCGACAAUAUCAAAGGUGAAUUGAAUAUACACAUUCGGCGAAUCGUAAUCGCACAUAUAGUAAUAUAGUAGAGAACAUUCGCACAAUCGGGACGUGAGAUUAUCUGCUGAAUCCGAACGAGCUAUCUAUAUCUUACUCCAGCAAUAUAUAGUAUAUAUCAUCUGUGUACGUAAAGGUCCUUCGGGAUCGGAGUUCGUUAUUUGUUGUUAAGAUCGUAUCGCGUAAUAUCGUAAAAUGUUUUGCCCGUUCAAUGUAUUUUCGUAACUGUACGAGUUUAUGUAGAUAAUGUGACUAUCCAUAGUUUGUAGAGAUUUGUCAAUAAAGUGAUGCAAACCACAGUA